Molecule: messenger RNA, 1120 nt
Organism: Triticum urartu
Lineage: Eukaryota; Viridiplantae; Streptophyta; Magnoliopsida; Poales; Poaceae
Source: RefSeq, a predicted model, not a curated record
AUAACCAGACCACCCACCACCUUCCGUCCUUCCCAUUUCGGUUUGAGUUUCAAAUCUCUCUGUCUCACGCGCAACGUUAGUGCCGCCCCCCUGCGAAACCCUAACCCUAGCCACCACCAGCGCGCUCCCUCCCUCGAUCCUCAUGUCCGAUUCCGAAGCAUCCCCGACGCCCGCGGCUGCGGUUGUGGCAGCGGAGGCGGCGACGGGCGAGAACUCCCCGUCUCCGGCGAGGAGUGAGGAGCUGCUGCCGGUGGCGGAGAAGAUCUCGGAAUUAAAUGAAUCACAGUCAGAGCUUUUGGGAAGACUUCGAGGUCUUAAGGAGGAUUUGCAGAGCUGGAGAAGCAAUUUAGACACCCAAGUGCAGAAAUACAAAACUGAAAUCUCCGAUAUCAAAACUGCACUUAAUAGUGAAAUAGACCAGCUGAAAUCAGAUUUCCAAGAACUGAGGACCACCCUUAAGAAGCAACAGGAAGAUGUGACUAUUAGCUUGAAGAAUUUGGGGCUAGAAGAUGCUACCGAAACUGAUGGGAACAAAGGAACUGGAGAGGAAAAUACAAGUGAGGGUGCAUUAGCAAACAUGGGGGACCUGAAACUAGAAGAUUCUACCGAAACUGAUGGGAACAAAGGAAGUGUGGAGGAAAAUACAAGUGAGGGUGCAUUAGCAAACAUGGGGGACCUGAAAUUGGAGGAUAAUCCAGAAAAUAAUGAUGAAGGCAGUGGGGUUGAGGAGGAAAAGAAUCAGGAGGCCCCUGAAGAAGAUGGCAUGGCGGGCAUAGAAGGUACGAAGACGGAAGAUGACAUGGUGGGCAUAGAAGGUACCAAGACGGAAGAUGACACGGCGGGCAUAGAAGGUACCAAGACGGAAGAUGACACGGCGGGCAUAGAAGGUACCAAGACGGAAGAUGACACGGCGGGCAAAGAAGAUACCAAGACGGAAGAUGACAUGGCGGGCAUAGAAGGUACGAAGACGGAAGAUGACAUGGCGGGCAUAGAAGGUACCAAGACGGAAGAUGACACGGCGGGCAUAGAAGGUACCAAGACGGAAGAUGACACGGCGGGCAUAGAAGGUACCAAGACGGAAGAUGACACGGUGGGUAUAGAAGGUACCAAGACGGAGUAG